Messenger RNA from Aspergillus terreus NIH2624, 1371 nucleotides. RefSeq lists its product as uncharacterized. The coding region runs from base 1 to 1371 and encodes 456 amino acids. Gene Ontology annotation, molecular function: orotate phosphoribosyltransferase activity; orotidine-5'-phosphate decarboxylase activity. Gene Ontology annotation, biological process: pyrimidine nucleobase biosynthetic process; UMP biosynthetic process. The transcript has a single exon. The record is from RefSeq and is a predicted model, not a curated record. NCBI's taxonomy places the organism in Eukaryota, Fungi, Ascomycota, Eurotiomycetes, Eurotiales, Aspergillaceae.
AUGAAUCCCUACACAUCCUCGUCGUCGUCGUUCCCCGGCAAUCGUCUGAUCGCCUACCUCCAGACUCUGGCCAAAGCCAAAAAAGGCCUACCAUACGGCCUACCUGUCUGCGUGGCUCCUUCCCACACAAUCACAAAUUCGGAGACGUUACUUCAGCUAGCCUCUCUCGUUGGCCCGCAUAUAGCUAUCCUCCAGGUCCAUGCAGACAUCGUCGAUGACUGGUCCGAUGAGACGGUCCGCCAGUUGACCUCGUUGGCCAAGAAGCACGCGUUUCUAAUAUGGGAAAGCGGGCGGAUCCUGAACGCAACGGUGGAUGUUGUUGGCCGACAGAAAUCUGAAUCCCGGGAGGUGAGAAACGAGCUGGUGGAUCUGAUCCGGAAAAAGUACACAAAAGGCGUCAUCAAAUUGGCCUCGUGGGCUGUGAUGUGUACCGCAUGGCCCUCCGGAGUGGCGGUGAACAACCAGGAAGCCGACAUUCUAAUUCCUACUUUGAAGGCUGCAGCUCGGGAAGCUGUCGCAGACGCCGUGCAAACCAUCCGAACAGAGAUCACGGCCGAUAGCACUUCACAUGAGCGUCCUCUGAGUGGAUACGAAUCGACAGUAGAAAAUAAUGACAGCCACGCCACGCAUUUCCUGUCAUCUGGUUAUGCGGUGGAUGGGAAUGGCCUGGGACUCCCUCCGCGGAAAGCAUCCACCAUAUCUUUGACGCAGACGAUCACCCAGCACACCGAAGAUUCCACAGACUCGCCGCUAGAGCAACACCAAUACGAGUCUACAGAUGGUCUGGGAUACACGGGCUCGAAUGACGCCAUUAUGGACCACACCCUUCCACCACCGCCCCUUCUGGCACGGGGUCUGGUACUCUGUCUCCCCUCUGUGAGUGACACUUCGUUCACAGCGGACUACCGACGGAGCUGCAUCGCUGCGGCACGCGCCAACCAGGACUUUGUCGUUGGAUUCCUCUGCAGCGAGCCAUGGCACCUUGUUUCUCAGAGGGAUGAUAUCUUCGACACGGACUACUGUGGAGCUACAGCGGAACAACAGCUGAGCCCAUACUCUUCCGACGAGGAAGACGAGCUACCUCCGCUUGCAUUGUUCUCUCUCAUCUCGCAUAGGCUCGACUUAAUGCGGGGCAAGCAUCUCGCCGACUAUACCGACGAGGAGGACGGAGAUGUGGCACCAACAGAUACCAGUUUGUCAGCUAAGAUGGUAGAGUCCGAUAAUCCCUUGGCCAGGAAGCUAUUUUAUAUCGUCGAACAAGCCAUCAAGCUCCAAGAAGCUUCCCGAAAGGAAAACAACAAUCUGCAAACGGCCGCGAAAUCGACACAGGGCCACAAGAUCGUGCAUAUCCCGGUUGUGUCAUUGCCGUGA